UUGAUGAUAUUCUCAAAAAGGAAAUAUGUUUCGAGUUUUAAUAUAAUUAGAAAUGAAAAAGGCUGAAAAUCCAUUCCUUCUCAAAAUGGGCCCCAGUACAAAAGGUUUCGAACGCGGGUUCAACAUCGAAACAAACCCUCUCAUCGAUAGACCGAGUCUUGGAAUCGACGUUUUUUCGCCACCCCCGCAAAGCCGCCCCCACCUUUUAGUCCUGGAGCUGGAACUGGAAACCGGUGGUGUAAUCAGUUCGCCUCUCCGCUCCUCGGCCGAACCAGGUCAUCAACUCGGCUCUCCGCAUUUUCGUUUUUAGCAUUUCCGUUUUAGUUUUCUUCAGGAAAUGGCCGAACCGAAAAUAAUGACAACGACCACUUCGGCGACUGAAAAGAGCUACAUACUCGACGCCCACAGGCCCUCGGAUCAACAGGUGAUUGACGGCCUAGGAGAGAAUGACGACACAGAAAAUAUAUUCGAGGAAAGAAAGGGCGCGACUACUGGGCUCGGAUUCGCCAGUUUUAACUACAUCAACUCAAUCGUCGGUUCGGGCGUCAUCGGUAUCGCUUUUGCUUUACACCAAGCUGGGUUUGUCAUGGGCUUGUUCCUUCUUGCCCUGGUCGCCCUGGUCACCGAUUAUUCCCUCGUGCUUAUGGUGAGAUCGGCCCAUAUCAGCGGUUCGUUUUCCUAUCAGGGUCUCAUGGAAGCAGCGUUCGGCCGGCCUGGAUUUUACCUUCUCACCUUUCUUCAGUUUGUCUAUCCUUUUAUAGCAAUGGUCAGCUAUAAUGUAGUCGUCGGCGACACAGUCACCAAGGUCCUCAUCCGGGUCUUCUCCCUUCCGCCCAGAUCCAUCUUCGCCAGGAGGGACUACGUUGUCGCAAUGGCCACCAUAUUCGUCACCAUACCACUCUGCCUGCUCAAAGACAUGGCAAAACUGGCCAAAGCUUCCUUCCUUUCUCUCGUCUUCAUUAUUUUCAUUUUAGGAGCCAUUUUCUCAAGAUUCAUAUCCCUCGCUCCAUACAUACCUUCGACCCGGGAUUCUUGGCAGGUGUACAACUGGGGCAUCAUCCCUGCGAUCGGGAUCAUGGCAUUCGCAUUCAUGUGCCACCACAACGUAUUCCUCCUGUAUGGUUCGAUCGAGGAGCCCGACCAGGCGAAAUGGGACAAGGUGACUCAUUACUCGGUGUUCGUAUCGUUCAUGAUCGCAUCACUUUUUGGCAUCGCUGGCUAUGCUACAUUUACAGGAUACUCACAGGGCGACUUACUUGAAAACUACUGCUGGGACGAUGACCUAAUGAACGUAGCACGAAUUGCAUUCUCGCUCACCAUACUCUUCACAUUCCCCAUCGAGUGUUUGGUCACAAGAGCGGUGAUAACUCAAGCCUGGCGUCCUGUAUCGCAUUUCUUCUCAACAAUCGCAAUAGUAGCUACGACAUACCUGAUUUCUAUUUCGACCGACUGCUUGGGUGUCGUAUUGGAGCUCAAUGGUGUCAUUUCGGCUGUUCCUCUUGCGUUCAUUCUGCCCGCUGUAAGCUACCUAAAGCUCGAAGAAGGUUCGAUACUGUCAAAACGUAAGCUGCCGGCUCUUGCCCUCGCCCUCUUCGGACUUCUCGUCGCCGUCCUCGGCUUCGCGACGAUCAUAACGACAUUCUCGACUGUCGAUCGCUGCUCCCACGGCCAUUAUAUGUCAUACUGUUACCAGAACCGCACAAAUUGAGCUUUUUCUUCCAAUUUUAAUUUAAAAAAAAAGUUAUUAUUAUUAUUUUUUUUUUUAAAUGAAACAAGACUGAUUUUAGCAUUUUCAUAGAUUUUUCUUUUUGACUUAAUCCCGACAAUCUCAGUGGAUUUUUCUUUUUAAUUACUGAAUAAUUUUAAUAAAAUAUACUUUAUUAAUAGAAAAAGAGAAAAAAUCACACUUUAUUAACUAAAAUAGAUUGAAAUCUGCUAGAAAAAUGCUAUGUAUUAAAAAAAAACAAAAAAAAACAAAUUGGGACCUUACAGAAGUCAAUUUUAUUGAAUUCUCUGAAUUUGAUUAGGAAGAGUAUUAAAAAAAAAAAGAAACGUCACUUAUAAUGAUUAUAUGUCGGAGAAAAAUAUAAUUAAUUGUUAAAACAGGACGUGAGUAAAUUAAUGAUAACCGAAGACUUUUUAUAGCACGAUAUUUUGAUAUUCUCCCCCAUCAAGUUUAAGUUGACCAAACUUAAAUUUUAAUUUUGAGUACUUGAUAUAUAUCCAAUAUAUAUAUAUUUUUUUUAAUUUCAAAAACCGUUCUGUGAUGGAAUAAGUUGAGCGGAUGUAGAAUCGAAUGUAAAAUAGUAUGAAGUGUAUGUUAAUAAAAUCUCAGUUUUAUUAUUUUUAUAGAUUAAAUUAAAAAAAAAGAAAAAAAAGAAAGAUGUUAACAUAGAAGAAAUAGUUUAUUUUUUAAAAUAAACAUAAAAACUAUAAUUUUUUAGUAAAAUUAACCUUUGAUUAACAUUUUAAAAUCCUAAGUUAAUUAAUUAUUUGUAAAACUAAUUACAAACAGGGUGGUUCACUAUUAGAAGCAAAAUUGUUACAAAAUUAGACAAAUUCUCCCAGAUUUUGGACUCCAUUCACAUGAUAAACUUUUGCUGUUGCAGGAGGCAAAGUCAAUUCUUUUCUCAAUAAAAGAACAACUAUCAAUCAUCUUUAAAACACUUGAGCUGUUUUCAUCCGUUUAACUUAAUCUUUAAUUUUUGGCGUUGUUUCACCAGGUUGGCGUCAAAUGCUUAGUUGUUUCAAAUCUCUCAAAUAAAUUUGGGCACAAUAGAUUCUGCAAUGAACAUACUAUCGCCCAAAUUUUGUUAUCAUCUCGUAUCGAAUCACCCUGUACAAUCAUAUAUUUAUUCCUAUGAGGGUUCAAAAGCCUGUAAAUACUCGAAAUCUUUCUAGAAAAUAAAAUUUCUAUCUGUGCACUUGCAUUUCCUAGAUGGCACAGUAAAUUUUUAAAUAAGACUUUUCAACCUUUAGGCCCGCUUUGAACUUAAAAAUAUUAAAAAACCCAUGGUUUUCAUGAUCUUUAGGUAUUAUCUAGUUACCCUUGUACCGUAUACUUAAAAAUAUUAGACCAAAUUUUUAGGCGUGUUCAUUUUUUUCCCGUUUUCCUAACUAGUUCCUAGUGUGUUCAUGUGUUUCCUUUUUUCUUUAAAGAAAAUUGAAAAAAUGAGGGUAUCUAAAAGAAGUAUAUAUAUAGAUUAUAAAA
Molecule: messenger RNA, 3211 nt
Organism: Cimex lectularius (bed bug)
Lineage: Eukaryota; Metazoa; Arthropoda; Insecta; Hemiptera; Cimicidae
Product: putative sodium-coupled neutral amino acid transporter 11
Exons: 9
Coding region: 338-1708 (456 amino acids)
Biological process (GO): amino acid transmembrane transport
Molecular function (GO): amino acid transmembrane transporter activity
Source: RefSeq, a predicted model, not a curated record